AUGCCCGCAAUCAUUGCUCAACUUGCUUUCACCGUACUGAGAACCGGAAAGGGCAUUCCCAGCGGAAGAGGCGGCGCCGAGCUUGGAUUACUGGGUGACGGGAAGCAGAGUACGAUCCGUGCCAUCGUGUCUGCAAUCACCAUAUCGCUCUUUCCUCCGCUGUUCUUCUUUUCUGCCCUAUUCUACACUGAUGUGGUAUCCACCUGGCUUGUGCUUAUGAGCUAUCAGUGCAUGCUCGUGUUGGGCGCCGUCUCCUUAUCCUUUCGCCAGACGAACAUCUUUUGGGUAGCGGUCCUCCCUGCUGGCUUGAGUGUGAUUCGGGAAUUGAAGAAAGCUGCACAAACUUUACGAAGAGACAACGGUCAAAUACCGAGAGCCUUCCUUGAGGUUGUGCGUGACAGCUGGGAGGCAUCGGGGGUCUAUGACAUUGCGGUUGAAGACGCUUCCUUCGAAGAUUACGUGAAGGUCGUUAUGUCCAUCAGUAUCGCAGCGGUCAAGAACAUCUCAAAAGUUACCACAGCCAUCGUCCCCUACCUCCUACUUCUCGUAUCGUUCGCAGGUUUUGUAGCGUGGAAUGGCGGCGUUGUGCUUGGUGACAAGUCCAACCAUGUUGCAACCAUACAUCUACCACAAAUGCUCUACCUCUGGCCCUACAUAACCUUCUUCUCCUUCCCGCUACUUCUACCUCACAUCCUCGCACCUCUCGUAUCUUUGUUCCAACCACGCAGGACCGAUUCCACGGGCAAAUCCCUAUUCUCGUUGACACCAGCAGCCUUCCUCCCCCGCACGUGGGUAUUCCUAACCCUGACCGCGCUCGCAAUGGCCACAGCCCAUUUCAACACGAUCAUCCAUCCCUUCACGCUAGCCGACAACCGCCACUACGUCUUCUACGUCUUCCGCAUCCUCCUUCGACACCCCGCCAUCAAGUACCUCGCCGCGCCAAUCUACGUCUUCUGCGGCUGGACCUGCGUUCGCGCCCUGGGUGCUCCGCCUGACCUUACGGUUCUCGGAGCCGACGCUCAGGCUGUUAGCAAACCAAGACCGGCAGCACGGCAACCCCGAGAAGCGAGAGCGAAGACGCCUGGCUGCGAUGUGAGCUUCGUCAUUGUGUGGUCAGCCACGUGUACGCUAUCGUUGGUUACAGCUCCACUAGUCGAGCCACGCUAUUUCAUCCUCCCGUGGCUGAUGUGGCGCUUGCACGUCCCUAUUGCCGGCGGGUACUCAGACUCCACCCCGCCUGCGGAGCCAGCACCGGCGUCGGAGAAGCGGUUAAAGCAAGAAUCGUUGAAACCGCCAGAGGAGCAGUCUCGGUGGCCUGUUAUCAUCCGAAUCCUGCGAGCAUUGCAAAUAAAUGCCGUUUGGCUCGAGCUGGCCUGGUUCCUGGUCGUCAAUGCGGUCACGGGGUAUGUGUUCUUGUACAAGGGGUUCGAGUGGCCUCAGGAACCGGGUCAGGUGCAGAGGUUUAUGUGGUGA
This is a messenger RNA of Coniosporium apollinis CBS 100218, 1473 nucleotides long. RefSeq lists its product as uncharacterized. Lineage: Eukaryota; Fungi; Ascomycota; Dothideomycetes. Gene Ontology annotation, molecular function: dolichyl pyrophosphate Glc2Man9GlcNAc2 alpha-1,2-glucosyltransferase activity. Gene Ontology annotation, biological process: dolichol-linked oligosaccharide biosynthetic process; protein N-linked glycosylation. The coding region runs from base 1 to 1473 and encodes 490 amino acids. The transcript is spliced from 4 exons. Gene Ontology annotation, cellular component: endoplasmic reticulum. The record is from RefSeq and is a predicted model, not a curated record.